Molecule: messenger RNA, 546 nt
Organism: Panicum hallii
Lineage: Eukaryota; Viridiplantae; Streptophyta; Magnoliopsida; Poales; Poaceae
Exons: 3
Coding region: 1-546 (181 amino acids)
Source: RefSeq, a predicted model, not a curated record
AUGGUGGAGGGGCAUGUGGCCGUGAUCUGCGCCGCGGUGGCCGCGCUCGCCCUCGCCGCCGCCGCGCUGGGGAUCAUCGGCGAGGCGACCAGCAAGUACGACGGCGCCACCUGCGUGUACCGGAGGACGCCGGCGUUCGGGUGCGGCCUCGCGGCGGCGGCCUCGCUGCUGACCGGCCAGGUCGUCCUCUCCGCCGCCGCCGGCUGCUGGGACCGCUGCAGGACGCGCGCCGGCGACGUCCGCCGCGCCGGCGUCGUCGUCUCUUCUCUGCUCUCCUGGUUUCUGGCGAUUCUGGCGGCGAGCGCGUUCCUCGUCGGCGCUCUGAGGAACCAGAGCGGAGAGCGGCGGCCGAGAGGGGACGUCUCCACCUACUAUAGGUGCACCGUGCUCGUGGCGGGGGUGUUCGCCGGCGGAUCAUUCCUCGCCAUCGCCGCGGCGGCCGUCGGGAUCGGCUCCUAUGUCGCCCUUGAGGAGGCGGCGGGCUCCUGUCCGCCGCCGGUGUGGCGCGGAGAGCCCCGGCAGGGCGUCGCGGGAGGGGAUGCUUAG